Messenger RNA from Anthonomus grandis grandis, 9735 nucleotides. RefSeq names its product E3 ubiquitin-protein ligase RNF220-like. Gene Ontology annotation, molecular function: ubiquitin protein ligase activity. Lineage: Eukaryota; Metazoa; Arthropoda; Insecta; Coleoptera; Curculionidae. Gene Ontology annotation, biological process: protein ubiquitination. The transcript has a single exon. The record is from RefSeq and is a predicted model, not a curated record. The coding region runs from base 7041 to 8051 and encodes 336 amino acids.
UCAUGAUAUUCAUCAGGUAUAUUAUACAAGGUAUAUUUUUCGUAUCGACUCUUUUUAUUUAAUGACAUUCUUCAUAUAUUUCUUAACUUAAACUAUACAGUUAAACGGUACAUUAUUACAGACUUAAGUCCAAGUUCCGUUACUCCUUAUCAAACAGUUCGCCAAGGAAAUGUAGUCUGUACGCAUAGCAUUCAUAAUGGUCUCGAAUUUCACCUCAAGGUCGUGUUAUUUUGAUCGAUCGUGUGAUACUUAAGCAUGCGUUGGACCAAUCAAAGUAGUUCAUAAUCCCGAUACUUACAUGGGUGGUAUGCUGACGUUAGACGCGAUGCAAGAGCGUAUGCGCGAUCUCAUAUAAUUCAAUAAUAUUAAUUCACCUAGGUGCCAAUUUAUAAUUUUAUAUGGGUUAUCUUCAAGAAAUUAAAUGCAGGCUGUAAUUUCACAAACACGAAAGGCUACCUUCCCAGAGUACUGUGAUUUGUGUGAUUACAAUAACUGUCUCUACUGUUAAAGAAAACUCACAGACAGAAGUAAUAUUUUCCUUAAUAUAUUAAAACAAUUUGGGAAGGGACAACCAUAAAAUUGAAAUUGACUUCUUAAUGAAAAUAAACAAGAACUUUUCUUCAUAGCAGAACUUUGGGAACUGAGUUCAUGAGUGAGUUCACAUGUGAACUUACUCGUGAACAGCAUGUACUAAAAUCGCCAUCUCUGGAACUUCAUUUACUAUAGCAUUUUUCAUUCCAACACGUCAAUUUAGAUAUAUAGGAGGACGUUGAAUUUUAUAUUUCACAAAGUUCUACCAAUCACCUCCUCACCUUAAGUUAACCUCGCUUUGAUAUGUCAAAUGGGAACCCUCAUCGCUUGAUAUGUCAUUGUACGCAGCAUUAAAAUGUCUUGUGUACAAUAGUUACUAUAGUUCGCUAAUAGUUCCUUGGGGGGGGAGGGUUGGUUCGGAUAACUAGAUUCCACAGAAUCACGGGGCAUAGGUAUCUAAAGGGUGAACUUAGGACCUGAUUCUUGAUUUAGGUAUUUUUAUUGUUGGCAGCACACCCCUAGCUCAACUAUUGGUUAGAGUUACACCCUGUACUACCCUCGGCCUAUUGUGGUAAGGCGCUUUGUACAGUAUAAGUAUAUGAUAUGGUGACCCAAUACAUGUAUUAAGCAUACUAGUCAUUUUCCUCGAACUUUCUACCCUCCAUCCUCGUACGCCUAUAAUCAAGAAGCCAGAGAAGCUAACUGGCUCUCUAAUCAACGAAGCUGCGGAGGAACCUCCUUAUCUGAGAGGAGUUGAAGGUCCACCGAACCAAGUCGACUGGAUGGCGUGACACUUUUAUUUAUUUAUACAGUGUGUCUCAGUUUUGCUCUUAGAGCCCAGUAGCUUCAGAAGACGAGCUGUGUCUGCGAGAGAUUCCAUCUCUCCACAGAACUUGUGACAGUCCGUCGCUUUUACAGCGUCAGACUUAUCAUUCAAUUUCCUUGGAGCUGUCAAGUAUACAUCCCCAUUCUCUUGAGUUCCCUUUUUAGAGAGAGCGCGAUGGUGCGACCUUAGGUCUUUAUUACGUUUUUUUUAAGGACGAUCCGGACGAUUCUCUUGCGGCUAACUCUCCUGAGAAGAUAUGCUGCCUCGUAAAAAUUGAUAAUAAUACUGUUUAGUCUUACUACCUCUGUAUCUAGUACCUCUUAAGAGGAGAUGGCUUCACCUAGAGUUACCCAUGGAUUCAACUAGACCCUCUUAAAAUUUGAUCGAGUCGGUGGUCCUUGGUUUUCUCUUCUCUCUUGGAGCGCUUCCUCCUUAUCCGAAGCAAUUUUGAAUCGGAUUAUCCUAUGGUCGGACAUAGUUAUGUCCUGUGAUGAGCCUCAAGUUUUUAACCCUAUCUGCAAAUGACAGUGUUUUUAUUAUGUAAUAUCGAUAACCUCUUGUUCGGUUAAUAUAAAUGUUUUUUUUAAUUUUAUUAAAGAAAUGAAAUCUUAUUCUUAGUUAAAAGUGACUACUAACUCAAUAGUUACUAUAGUGCCUCACUAUUUAGUCCGUUCUUUUACGUAAUAAGCCUUUUAACCAUUACAAGAACUGUUGCAAAUAAACAUAGUGCUGUAAAACAAUGAUACAGAAAACAUCAAGGGGAUAUUUACUGAUCGACUUCUGCAGUAUGUGGUUGGAAAGGUCGCUCAAAUUAUGGAUAAUAAGUACGCCAGCAAAUUAAAUGAGCAAGAGAUGUAUAUAGCUAAUCUGCAGCAGAAGGUAAUUAAAUAAAAAAUGCCAACCAAGAAAUGGCAACGUCCCUUCUCCCCAUGAAGUGAAGGUUAAGCCUUCCGGUCGCCUCUUUCAUCCCCAGAUGUUGCUGGCUGGGGAAGCGUAAUGCCUUGUUUUCUAUGUCCAGGAUCUUCGUGACAUACUCUAAGUCUGGCCGCUCCAGUGUCAGAGUAAAGACUAUCUCCACCGACCAUGGGGGGUCAGAUGUCUUCACCGCAGUAAAGAUGUGACCCCCGUCCGUCAGUGGUUAUCAGGAGCUAAGAAGCCAGUCUUUUGAAGGGUCUUCCUCUGCUGUGAUUAUAAACCUGACUCUAGAGAAACGGAUUUUCAAAAGUAGAGCUCGGCCUUGGUACUCCUUAUAUCACGUCCGUUUCCUUUUUGCCACCACUUUCCACCUUUUUUUGUCCGACCCAAAAAUGACCUAGUUUGUCUUGUUGACUGCCCCGCUGUCGAAGCCAGAAUGGAUGCCUGGUGGAUGUCUUGACUGGGUGUCCUAGGUUUCCUUAAAAGGGACGACAUACCUGUCUGGUCAUCCUUUUAGAGGAUAGCUUUGUUCUGUUGCCUAGGCUUCUUGUGCUGACGGCCAGUGUUUUGAAUUCGCCUCUUUUUGCUAGGGGUACCUGUGAUGGGUGUCACCUAAUUGCCUGUAGGAUGAUUGGCUUCAGGUUUUCCGCUUCUCGCCCUGCAUUUCUUCACGCCCCUUCAGUAGGUGGUGACUCUCCGGAUGUUGUCUGCUGGUCGAGACUUUCGUGUUGUGCUGGGAAUAGCCUUAUACAAAAGUUCAACCGUUGGUCCCUUCUGGUUGGUUUCACAUUAUUCCUUCUUAUUCUAUUUUUUCUAUUUCCGUCUCUUCGAGCGGUUGCGAUUUUUUCUGAUUCUUUUUAUCCUUAAGCCGUUGCAACUUUUCGGCUUCCAUAGCAUAGCCAUCUCUUGCCUGGUCAAAACUUUUUGGAUUUGGUAGAAUCUCCUGUCUUAUAUGUGGGUGUCUUUUUCACCGAUCUUCUUUCCCUCUGAAUACAUGAUUAAUUUAUUAGGUGGUGAUGUAUUGUCAUAUCUUGCACAUAGUGGAUCUACUUAUCUGUGUGUAUCUAAGUGUUAUGUUAGGGUAAUGUAUCUGAGGAACUAAAAAAAAUUCGCAUGACCACCCUCAUGGGGGAGACGAGUUAACCUGCUCAAUAUUUUCCGAUCAAGAGAUAGAACCCUACAUACACUUAGAAUUAACUUAAAUUGUAGCUUGCUAAAUAAAGUUAAAUUUUAUUUAAUGGCAAAAAUAUCAUGUUUCAUUUUUAAAUAUUGCACUAUUCAUACCACCAAUAUGAGCUACCUUAAAUUCAAUAUUCUGUAGGGAGAUAGAAUACAUUAUAAUAGCACUUCGCUCUCUCCUCCAUAUUAUUUUGGUGGAUUUUUUUUCUUAAAUACAAACAAUAGAUAUUUGUUCUCAGAAGACACUCUGAAUCUGCGUUAUCUAAUCUCGCAGUAUGAGGAGUAUGGGGAGUUAUUUGGUCAUUAGGUAUCAAAGUUUAUAUUACUAUUUGAUCUAGUUGGUAAUUAUGAUUGAUUGUUUGAUAAUUAGUGAUUCCUUAUGAAUAUAUUUUACGACAGAUAAAAUGUAUAGCGUUUCGAAAUCUACCAAAGAUAUCAAGUGAAAACUUCAUCGGUCGAAAACAUUAUUGGCUUAUUAUAUACAAUCUUAAAAAACUGCUUUUGCAGACUUUUGAUUUUUUUCAUAAUAUUUAUUAUAACCACCUCCCCAGAUAAAUCCACCAUAAUUUAAAACCGACUCCACUAGUACUUGAUAUAUUUGCUUAAGUUUUUUUUUGGUACUAAGAAGAUUAUUUCGAAUAUGGUUGCUCCUAGCGACUUUAAUAAGAUAUACAUUUCUUAUGUAAAAUUAAAAAAGGAAUUUAUUUUGAUGCUUUUUAAACCGAUAUACGGAACUGAAAAAAAGUUAUGGGUUCUAAAAAAAUAAAAACCAAUGCAACGAGUGCCCUCUACCGAAAACACGAAAACUGUAUACGAAAUUUUAUUUUUUUUUAAAAGACUCGUAUGUUCUAAAUUUUAUGUCAGUAUGUCAUUUGAUUUAGGACCUGUAAGAAAAAAAUGAUAAAUCAAAUAAUACUUUGACACCCUGUAUUUCAGUUACUAUUAAAGUUAGGAUAAUGCAAGUUGACCUCAAUUACAUUAUUUUGACUUAAGGAUUUUACUGUUGUUCUAUGACCUAUUACUUUCGGGACACUCAUAUAUCAAGAAAAAUUCUGGUCCCAAAAUUGUUCCCUGUGGAAUUCCCAUUUGUAAGACCUUCUCUGCGCCUGUGAAACCGAUUAAAACUCUCUGUUUUCAAUCAGUUAAAUAUUGUUUGAUAAGUUCUCAGGCCACACCCCUGACGCCGUACCAAUCCAUCUUUAUUAGUAGCCUGUCAUGAGAUACAGUAUCGAAAGCAAGAGGCUCUUGACCUAAAUUAAAGAGUCUAAACGUCGCUUUUUUUAGCUAUUUCUUCUUCUUCUCCUUCUUUUCGACUUUUUUUUAUAACUCCGAUUUAAAAAGACUAUCAAUAGCAAUUAUUGAUUUUUUAACCGUUUUUUCUUAGUUGUACUAUUGUUAUUUUUUCUAGUUUGUACUUCGCUUUUGGAAAUGGUUGUAUUGAUGAGAGUGGAAUAAAUUCAUUGCGGACGUGCAUCUAUAGUUACUGGAGAACCUAAUAAGGUAGUCACUAUUGCUAAAGCCUAUAAUUUUUCGUCGUUUCGUCUUUCAUUAUUACAGUACUCGAGUUGGAAGAAGUUGGUAGUGUAUGUAAUUUUAAAGACGUCUUGCUAGAGGUUCUGAUAUAAUUAAAGUAUUAGAAGUAUUUGGCAAGGACUGUAAGGUAGAAAGUGCAAUCGAUAUAGUAGCUGUGUUAUUUUGCGAGAUAUUUAGUUCCCAUGACGUAAAUGGAAGGUUAAUAUCAGUCACAGAAGCUGCCGUAAAAUCUUCUUCUGCAAAAGUUUCUUAUUGAUGAAGCAUAUCUCAGAAGAAGCAUUGCUAACUAUCGCACCUUUCUUAAAAGUUGCAACAGAAAGCCUCAUUAACUAGUUGUGCCACCUCUGUUUGCCCAGUAACACGACCUGAGUUGCUACUUAAUUACUUGUUACACUCGUAAGCAUAUUUAAUUUCCACGAUCUAACAAUUGCAUUUUGUAGUUACUGUGUAAUGAAAGCGGAGGUAAAUGCACACUAUUGUUCCGCAUUAUUUAGUAAAUAAUCCCUCAUUUCCUUACGAAGGAAUAUGAAAGCUGGUAGAACAUAACCCUGUAGGACUCAUGGCGUAAACUAAUUACAUAGUCUGAUGUCUCUCAGCUGAAACUAUUUUUUCUACUACUUCUUUACCUUUAAUUGAAAUAACCUUAGGAAUCUUCUUAGGUACAGUAUUAAUCCCACUCUCAUCCAUGUUAGAAAUUCGACUAGGCUUAAACUUAUAUUUAUCUUGAAGACCCUAUAAGUUGUCGUAAAACUCAUUAACUUGAUAACUAUUAAACCUCAUUGCUCUAGCUAUACUAGUUUUCGUGAUUUGUCAUAGUUUUAAGCCAGGGUAUCUCUUUAAAGAACCAUAUACCCAAUUGCGUCCAGCCAUCUUGGAAUACUGAUUAAAACGGUGAGAGAUGAGAUUUGUUUUAGCAUACGCAUAGCUCAGUGUUCUUAAAAUGGUCAUAUUAAGACUGUAAUAGAGAUCAUUACACCUUUUUAGACAAUCAUAAAGCUCAUUUUCUUGCUCCAUAGUGAAUGUCGGAGUUAAUUUGCCUAAUCUAGGUGCAGUUGAGUCAGAUUUCACAAGGUUUUCUGAGAAUACUCUCCUUCAUUGAAACUUCUUCAGCUACUUUUUUACUUAAAUCUUAAGCAAUCAAUCGCUUAGCUAUAUCGAAUUGAGCACUUGUAACGAUAGAUCUAUGUGGUACCUUUCACUUAUAAUUUCAAAGCAUUGUAGGUUUAUAGGCACAACCGUAUGCGCACACUUAACCCAAUCCGUCUGUACAAAAUUAGGAUAAAAUUACACAUUGUUGCGGAAUUGUAUCAAGUUUUGACAUGCAAUUAAUAAAACUAGAUACACAAACAAGAAUACAAACACUAAUAUAUAACAAAUACUAUUUACCGCAACAUAAUUAUAAAAGUAUUUCAAUCGAAAAAAAUCAUAAGAUUUACUUACCACCAAAUUUUUUACUUACCAAUAUUAAUAAAACCACGUAUCCUUGCCAACAAGAUUACACUGAUUACACUCUUUUCUCCUAUGUCGACUAUAUUGACUACUGAACGCAGUCAGUUGUCCUGCUUUAAUAUCAACAGUCUUGUAAAAAAUGAGCCUGUGCACACGUACACACAAGACUAAUUAAAACUCGCUAAUCUUUACGCUUACGGUUUAGUCUUACGCUUACUCUUUAAGUCUAUUUAUUUUAGGUUUUCGUAAAAUUUUUUUUAAUAACAAAUGAAUCUUCAAAAAUAGAUAAAUAUGAACGUGUAUAUAAAUAUAAACAUCUUGAAUUGCAAAAAACUGACUCCAUUAUCAUCGGUAACGAUCGUCGCAAUCGCAAGUAGCAUGUAAAACCCCCUUUACCUGUCAAACUAAUUAAUUCGAAGACAGACAGUUUAAUGACAGACACCGGUUUGUUUUGAAUUUUGGUGUAACCAAGAAUGUAAACAAAUAAAUAGUCUUCUUAAAAAAUCUAAUGACAUCUAACUAAGAGAAGAACAAUAAUGUAAAUUCUACAAAAAAUAAUAAUUUAAAUGCCGUACCGCAUAUUCUCAGGAUUUUAUCAGCGGGUGAAAUGGAAGUAUAUGAGGACAAUAGGGAAGUCCCAGUUGGUAGUUACAAUCCUGAUGAAGGAGGUAGAGGCUGUCGCACUAAAAAGAGGCAAGUAGACCCUACUUGUUGUCCAGUAUGUAGUGUUACUCUCAGACAGACUGAAGUAGAUUCCCAUUUAAAUGUAGAACUAGAAAAAUUAAAUAGAAUCCCCACCGCUAAGAUUAAAGCCAAUGGAAAAAGUACACCUUCAUGCUCUAAUGGAACCACUCCAUCAACAAGCACAUUUGAUCCAGAUAAAAAUUGGGAAACUUUUCAAAAAGUUAAAAAUAAUAGGCAAAAUAGGCUUAGAACCAAAACCAGGAAACGUAAGGCUGAUGAGCAGGCAUGCCCUGUAUGUAAUAAAGAAGUUCAAGAAGAUUUAACCCUUCAUGUAGAGCUGUGCCUAAGAAAGUCUGAGCAAGGGCCAAAUAGUGAUGAUGAAAAUAUUGACAUUGAAUCAUUUGAAGAGUAUGAAUGGGCUGGGCAAAGUAGAGUGAGAGUAACUUCUCUUCUUCCAGGAGGAGUGGCAAGCUUAGGUCAAUCUAUGCAAACUACAGAUGAUGAUGAAGAUCUCAAUGUGGAUGGUGAAGAAGCAGAAAAGUAUGGCUCCCCUCAAUAUUGUGAGAGGGACAUAAUAAUACCUUGUGAAGAAGCUGCUGAAAAUAUUGCUCUUCGAAAAGCUGUAAUAGGUUCAGAACCACAAUGUAUUAGUACGGAAGGCUCUCAAACUUCUUCAGAAUCAACAACAAAAGGUGAUCCUGUUCUUCAAGUGCUGAAAAACCGUAUCAAGGAAUUAGAAUCUAGAUUAGAAAACAAAGAUGAAAUUUACAAAUGUUUAAUUUGUAUGGAGAGGUAUCAAACACCAGUAACAUCUGUGUGUUGUUGGCAUGUCCACUGUGAGAAGUGUUGGUUGCUUACAUUAGGUGCCAAAAAACUCUGUCCACAAUGCAAUAUGAUUACAUCAGCAGGUGAUUUAAGAAAAAUUUAUAUGUAAAGACAUUUAUCAUCAAAUUUGAGAUAUGAUCAUAUAUGAAAUAUAUGAUCAUAUUUUCAUAAAUGCAUUUUAAAGCUAAAUUUCAAAUUAUUAUUUCUUUUUCUAGUAGCUAUAGGGAUAUACAAAUCCAGUUAAUUUGCUCAUAAAAUCUUGGCUAAUAUUUGAUAGUGAACCCAAGUCUUAAGGCAAAAAUAACAGAGCUAGAAAUUAUAAAAAACACCUGUAAAAUAGCAUAUAAUUUUGUAUUUUAAAUUAACAUUUGAAAAUCUUGCAUAAGAACUGUAGGAAACAUUUAAAGCAAGCUAUAAUAUUUUGACAACAGGUGCUUUUGGGAUUAAUUUAAUUUGAUACAUUACUGUGGAACUUAAAUGAGUUAAUCUUUACCCUAAAGUAGAAAAUAAAUAGUCCUUAUUCUUUAUUCAUGAAAUUUAUCAAUUUAUAUUUUCUGUUCUAUUAAAGUCAACUUCCAGAUUACAUUAAAACAUUAUCUAAACCAACAGCUUCUUAGCCGAACACUGCUAUAGUGUUUUUAUGAAUCACAAAGAGGACAUGACAUGAUAAAAAAAAAUUCUUCAGUCAAAUCUUAAAAUGAUGAAAAACACUGAAUAAUUUAAUGUCAAAAUGAAGUGCCUUUUAGCAGGGGCAGCACACAACUCAACAACUGUUGAAGGCUACUGACCAUAUGCAAGAGAAGUAUUUGCUUAAGCUAUUAGAAGCUUUUGUCCAUUUCAGCCAAUAAAUGCAUAGUGAAUGUGAAGUCUGUGUAAAUAUCAUUCAUGUCACUGAUUACUAGAUAUAUCUUCUAUUAGUUCAACAGAAAAAAUUUGAUUUAAGGGUGUGAAAAUAAUAGCACAAAAUAUAUUUCACAUUGAAGCUAAGGACUUUUAAAUAAAUAUUCAUGUUGCAAGAAUUAUAGCUCUGCUUAUCAUAAGGACUUCUUAAUUAUUGUUUUUUUUGUUAUAUAUGUUUUCUUGCAUUUUUCAUUUUGUGAAUAUAAAGCUAUUAAACUUGUAGAAUUUAGUGUAAUUAGAAUAUCUAUUGUCAAAAUAUAUUAAGAUUGACAUGUAAAUGGUAUUUAUUUAAAAAAAUUACACUGUCUAGAUAUCAAUUGAAAACCUUGUUUAGAUAUCAAUUAAAAAAGGUAAUAACAUUUCUACUUGAAACUUCUAUGUUUAUGUAUACAUUAGUAUAUCAAUUAUUGUAAUUAGAGUUUCAUUAUUAAAUAAAAAAAUUUUACACACACUAAAUAUGAUGCAUAGUCAUGCGAUACUAAAAAAUAAAAUUAAUUUAAUUGCAACUAGGGGUGUGUGUAGUUUCAUUUUGAUCUGAUCUAAACAUUGUAAAAAAAAAAUGAUUCCAGUUUUGUUAAUGUGGCUGACUUUCUAAAAUUUAACAAAGGUCCAAAGUGAGUCUGAAGAAACGGCUGGUUAUUAAGAAGCCUUUAACAAAGGCACAAAUAAGGGUCUUUAUUUAUUAAACUUGUACAAAAUGUAAUUUUUGUGUUCAUAAAUUUUUUUGAGAAUUGUUCAUUAUGCAUUUGCAAUGUAAUGUUCAUUGUAAAGUUUUCAGGUAUUUAGUGGGUUAGUUAUAAUAAUUACAUGUUAAUUAUUAUUAGUUAUAGUAUUAGUAAGAGAAUCUUAAUUUGUUUUUGUACAGAAUAUACAAUAUAUUUUCUAAGUAAAUA